AUGAGCUCCCUCGGCGAGGCAGUCUACUGCACGCUUCUGAUAACCGAUGAUUAUCUUCCCGGCGCCGUCGUUCUCGCUCAUUCGCUACGCGACAAUGGAACAAGAGCUAGGCUGGUCGCUCUCUUUACCCCGGAAACGCUGAAAGAGUCGACAAUAAAAGAGCUACAGUCCGUCUAUGAUGAAAUCAUCCCCGUCCCGCUCAUAACAAAUAGCGCCCCUGCCAAUCUCUAUCUGAUGGAUCGCCCCGACCUGAUUUCUGCGUUUACAAAAAUUGAACUUUGGCGGCAGACGCAAUUCUCGAAGAUCGUCUAUAUAGAUGCUGAUGUUGUUGCGUUAAGAGCGCCUGAUGAGCUUUUGUCUCUGGGGGAAGAUUUCGCCGCCGCUCCCGACAUAGGCUGGCCUGAUAUUUUCAACAGCGGUGUUAUGGUGCUGCGCCCUAACAUGCAGGACUAUUACUCUCUUUGUGCUUUGGCAGAAAGUGGGACCAGCUUUGAUGGCGCCGACCAAGGUCUUUUAAACAUGCAUUUCAACAGGUGGCAUCGACUGAGCUUUACAUACAACUGCACGCCGAGUGGGAACUAUCAAUAUCUUCCUGCGUACAAGCAUUUCGAAAGUACUAUAAGUCUCAUCCAUUUCAUUGGAUCGCAGAAGCCUUGGAAUCAAUCACGGCACGUCUUUACUGGAAACACGCCUUAUUAUCAGCUUCUAGGGAGGUGGUGGGCUACAUAUGAUCGCCAUUAUCGGCCGCAGCCACUUUCCUACAGGGCAAACAACACCCUGCACGAGCCUUUGAGCACUUCGCAAGCUAGCAUAUCUCCCUCAUCGUCAGGAUACAUGCAUACUACUUCUUGGACUCAACCAAGUCUUUCGCCAAGCAUAUCGGGCGUUUCUUCCACCAUACCGAGUUAUUCAAAAAAUGAAACACGGGAACAAAUUGCCGAGGAUCUCCAUGUUUUGCGACGUUCGCCAGUGUCGGAAGGGUUUGACGAGUCUAAAUCAUUUUCGCCGCCAGAACUCGUUCAUCCUCAACCAGUUCAUUCACUAACAUUGCCACAGAGUGAGCAGUCAGUACCAGAACCAAAAAUAGCAGUCCCAAGCGUGGUCCCGCUCUACGUUCAAGGUGAAGAACAGUCAUCUGUUUUUGUACCAGUGCAGAGUGGACGCUACGAGAUUUCUGAAGCCCUUCGAGCUCAAUUCCCACAAACAGAAAAGCCACAAGUGGCUCAUAUUUCAGAGCCAGAGGUUUCGGUGGUGCAACAAACAGUCCAGCAUGUGCAACCCACUUUGACGGAGCCUCCUGUAGAGAGGCCUUUCUCUCCACCCAAGACAGAAUGGGAUGCGCGACGAGAGCCACCUCCCCUUCAUUCUAAACCGGAGGCGGUUGACUUGCGCACACAAACAUACACCAUGUCGGACGAUACACAAUUGUUUCAGCCACCCUCGUCUUAUCCAGAAGCCCCCAAGGAUAUGUAUUACGAAGUUCCGGCCAGAAAACCCGAACCACAAAAACUGGCCCAGAUAUUCCCUUGGGAGACUCGUGCCCCUAAACCCUCUCGAAUAUUUGCUGACGAGCCGGCACAAACAAGUGCCCCUCCAGAUCCUGAGACGGAUGGCCCUAGUCAGCCUGAACCAGCUUCACCAGAGACUUCUUUUCAAUCGGAUCUUGCGUUGCGACUGAGCUCUUGGGAGAGCUACUCUCGAAGCAACGCAUGGGAUGAAGUUCCUGAGAUUGAAAGAUAUGUGGAAGCUAUCCAGCGGCCCAAGACAGGGAACAGCUCAGGAACUAGACGUUCUAAGCCAAGCCUUCGAAUAACAGACUUCCCAACGGUGGAUGACCGACCGAGUCUUCCGGUCACUCCUGCACCCGUACGACGGUCGUUUUGGGGCCCGGGUGCCGGAGGGGCUGACGAAUUUCCGGUUGCAGAGGGGGUUCCAGACCAGGAGGACUGGGAGCUGUCUACUCAUUCUGGGAAUUCACAGAACCCGCUAGCUCAGCUAGAAGAGCUUCAGAAACGACAGUCGGAGCUGUUCGCACCGCCAACAGUGCUGUCACAAAACCCUCCAGAGUUGUCCGACGAGACUGAACAAUCGGCUGAUGUGAAGUGA
Messenger RNA from Talaromyces rugulosus, 2106 nucleotides. RefSeq lists its product as uncharacterized. The transcript is spliced from 7 exons. NCBI's taxonomy places the organism in Eukaryota, Fungi, Ascomycota, Eurotiomycetes, Eurotiales, Trichocomaceae. The record is from RefSeq and is a predicted model, not a curated record. Gene Ontology annotation, cellular component: cytoplasm. Gene Ontology annotation, molecular function: glycosyltransferase activity. The coding region runs from base 1 to 2106 and encodes 701 amino acids.